AUGGACGUCGCUGUUGUGCCAAAGUUCUACACGGAGUCGGACCAUCGCCUCCUACGAGGAAGAUUUUCCUUCACAAGGAGAGCAGAGAAAGCCGCCAAGUUCAGAGAGCAAAAUCUCAGAACUAUUAUUAACUGGAAUCUCUUCGCUACGCUCCCCGGUUUUUGGGAAGAUUCCGCAAUGGACAACAUCGACGAGGAAUAUGACCGGCUCGUUGAACACCUUCACGACAGCACGCAGAGGGCUAAGAGUUUCAAAACCUUUUGCAAGUUGUCGCUAAAUUAG
This is a messenger RNA of Necator americanus (New World hookworm), 282 nucleotides long. RefSeq lists its product as uncharacterized. The transcript has a single exon. The record is from RefSeq and is a predicted model, not a curated record. The coding region runs from base 1 to 282 and encodes 93 amino acids. NCBI's taxonomy places the organism in Eukaryota, Metazoa, Nematoda, Chromadorea, Rhabditida, Ancylostomatidae.